Protopolystoma xenopodis is the source of this 900-nucleotide messenger RNA. The record is from the annotation of a GenBank genome assembly. Lineage: Eukaryota; Metazoa; Platyhelminthes; Monogenea; Polystomatidea; Polystomatidae.
AUGGGAUCUAACCUCCUUACUAAUUCCGCAAAUCCAGUGCUUUCGUCUAGUCUUGUUGCCUCGUAUGGUGAUGGAGAUGAAAGCGAUGAAGGAAAUGUCUCGCCUGUUGCUGCGUCUGGCUUGACUGCUCCCAGGAGUGCUGCAGAGUCCAAAGUGGCCGAUGAAGAAGCAAGACUUUUCGAUUGGACAAAAUUGGCGUGUCUCCUGUGUUCCCGUGGGUUUAAGGAUGUCGCUACCCUUCAGAAACACAAGGCUUUCUCAGCUCUUCACUUUACUAACUUAAACAAGCUGCGUGCCAAAUAUGACUUGCCUCCUGUACAGCCACCUUCGGGUUCUGCUGCAUCUAAUCCUACCAUUUCUUCGAAUGAACUUACAACUCUUCCUGAAUCUCUUUCAAUCGAUGCUCUUCUGCAAUUAGGUGCCGUUACCGCGAGUAAUCAUGCCAAGAACGCUGCUGCCCGGCACCGUAUUGCUAGUGAGCAAGCUAAUGCAUUGGCACAGGCUGUUUACCGUGAUCGGGCUAAAGAGCGUCGUGACCGCUAUGGAACUUCGUCGCCCCCUCGCCGUCGUAAACGAGCCGAUUCACCCCCACCAUCUCCAAUCCCUACACCGCCUCCUCCGUCUCAUUCAUCAGCCGUAAACACAAGUCCUCAGCCUGCGACAACUUCGGCUGAGCCUGCUGGCGCAAAUGUUGGCAGCAGGCUCAUGGAGAAGAUGGGCUGGCAGGCUGGUCAAGGACUAGGUCGAGCCAAUCAGGGGAGGACUCAGAUUAUCGAAGCGGAAUUUCGCGAGCAUGGUGUUGGCUUGGGAAUCAAGAAUUCAAAACGAGGACCUCCCUCUGAUAACUACAAGGAUAAUGUCAAGCGAGCUAUGUUCGCCAGAUUUCAUGAACUUGAAUGA